This is a messenger RNA of Solanum verrucosum, 1218 nucleotides long. Its product is annotated as peroxidase 3-like. The transcript is spliced from 4 exons. Lineage: Eukaryota; Viridiplantae; Streptophyta; Magnoliopsida; Solanales; Solanaceae. Gene Ontology annotation, molecular function: peroxidase activity; heme binding. The record is from RefSeq and is a predicted model, not a curated record. The coding region runs from base 67 to 1053 and encodes 328 amino acids. Gene Ontology annotation, biological process: hydrogen peroxide catabolic process; response to oxidative stress. Gene Ontology annotation, cellular component: plasmodesma; plant-type cell wall.
UAUGUGUGUAGUACAAAAACACAUCAAAGAAAAACAAAAGUUUCUUUGAGACAAAGCAAAUAACAAAUGGCUUCAUUUAGCUAUCUGAUGAGUGUUUUGGUAUUAUGUGUAAUCAUAGGUUAUGCAAAUGCUCAAUUGGAGCUUAAUUUCUAUGCUAAAAGCUGUCCAAAAGCUGAGAAAAUUAUUAAAGAUUUUGUUGAGCAACAAGUUCCUAAGGCUCCAAAUACUGCAGCAGCCAUACUCAGAAUGCAUUUCCAUGAUUGCUUUGUCAGGGGUUGUGAUGGAUCUGUACUUCUUAAUUUCACUUCGACUAACGGAAAUCAGACGGAAAAACUAGCUAAUCCUAAUCUGACAGUAAGAGGUUUCUCAUUCAUUGAUGCUGUGAAGAGAUUAGUUGAAGCUGAAUGCCCCGAAGUUGUUUCUUGUGCUGAUAUUGUUGCGUUGGUUGCUAGAGAUGCAGUUGUGGCUACAGGAGGUCCUUUUUGGAAUGUACCAACUGGUAGAAGAGAUGGAACGAUAUCAAAUGUCUCAGAAGCCAAUGCUGAUAUCCCAGCUCCAACUAGUAACUUCACUAGACUACAACAGUCUUUCGCGAAGAAAGGUCUUGAUCUGAAUGAUCUGGUCCUUCUAUCAGGUGCCCAUACUAUUGGAGUGUCUCGUUGCUCAUCAUUUUCAGAGCGUCUAUACAAUUUCACUGGGGUUCUAGGUACACAAGAUCCAUCUCUAGACAGUGAAUACGCGGAUAAUCUCAAGUCAAGAAAAUGCAGAUCAAUCAACGAUAAUACUACUAUAGUCGAGAUGGAUCCAGGUAGUUUCAAGACAUUUGAUCUUAGCUACUUCAAACUUUUGCUCAAAAGGAGAGGUCUAUUCCAAUCCGAUGCAGCAUUGACAACACGUACCUCAACGAAAUCAUUUAUCGAGCAGCUUGUCGAUGGACCACUCAAAGAAUUUUUCGAUGAAUUUGGUAAAUCGAUGGAGAAAAUGGGAAGAGUUGAAGUUAAGACAGGGAGUGCUGGUGAAAUCAGGAAGCAUUGUGCAUUUGUGAAUAAUUGAAAUUAAUGAUUUUGUGUUUUGUAUUUACCAUAAUUUAUGUGUACUGUUGAGUGAAUUGUUUGGUGUAAUAUGUAUCAUGUACUUUUAUAUUUAUUUCAAUUGUAAUUUUGCAGUUUGCUGGUGUUUUUUAGCAAUAAAAGUAAUGUGAUCAAGAGCAUUUCCAUA